GCGUUAGCUAGGGAAUGAUGUUGCGUACUAGUAAUCACGUGACAAACCAAUUCGUCUCUUCACAAUGGCGAGUAGUGUUCCUCUUAUUCGUACUUCCAACGAUAUGAAUAAGCCAUUAUUCGGAGAAGACAGCAACAGGACCAAGUUCGUAUACAUUACCAUUGCUCUAGUAACGGCUGCAAUGGUUCUAUUUACGUUUAUAAGUGCUUUUACGUUGGCAAAGAAUGGGCUAAAUGUGCGAAACGUGUACUUCGCUUUCGUUCUGCUGCUUGUCGUCAUUCCAUUAGUUGUAGUGUCAUACUGGUAUAAUCAAGGAACGCUGGAUCCAAAAUUCAAGAUCUUCAUCUACUACAACUGCUUUACGACUGUGCUUCUUUGUAUCAGUGGCAACCUCUAUUUCCAUGAAGUCUAGCCAGAGGUGUGAUGAUACGACUCUCUUCGUUGUGUCUAUGUUGCAUAUUUGGCGUAGUUCCACAUUGGAAGAACAUAAUAGGACAACGGAUAAGAUAACCGUUAACACAGGACAGUCGGGUUUAUAGCAACAGCUAGAGAAUGAAAUAUAUAGCUAUGUAGAAGCUAGUGAUUCAA
Molecule: messenger RNA, 588 nt
Organism: Corticium candelabrum
Lineage: Eukaryota; Metazoa; Porifera; Homoscleromorpha; Homosclerophorida; Plakinidae
Product: transmembrane protein 243-like
Exons: 4
Coding region: 65-412 (115 amino acids)
Source: RefSeq, a predicted model, not a curated record